This is a messenger RNA of Miniopterus natalensis, 12902 nucleotides long. NCBI's taxonomy places the organism in Eukaryota, Metazoa, Chordata, Mammalia, Chiroptera, Miniopteridae. The record is from RefSeq and is a predicted model, not a curated record.
CCCUUAGCAACGGACCCAGCCUCCGUCCCUAGAGACGGGUCGCCAAACGCGACACUGCGCUGUGCAAACGGAGCUCUGGCUGGGACAUUGCCCUGAGAGACAGCAUGGAAGAGCAUUAUAAAGAAAGCUGCUGCCCAGGAAAGAGCCCUCAAAACCCAGAGUCGUCGAGUAUUUCUGACUUCCAAAAGUAUACUGUGAAGAAGACUCCUGCCAACCUAGAGAAUAACCUGAGGAAGGUUCUUCUGGGAACAGAUUCUGAGCCGGAGAAGCCUCGUCCAAGCCCUGACCCCAAUCCCCCAGCUUUAUCCUUGCGCCUGGUCCCAUCCAUUCCCUCAGAUUUGGGGCAGCCCCGGAAAUUGCCCCUGACAAGCACUGAUAAGAAGUACCCACUGAUGAAGCAGCAUGGGUUCUACUCUGACAUCCUUGGCCCUGGAAGCUUGGAUCAACUUGGGGAAGUAUGCUGUGGCCCCUGCAUGAACCAGAACCUCCUACGGCAGGCUGACCUUGACAAGUGCACCCCAAAAGUCACAACCUUUAAGGUUCCUGAGGACUUCGAGGAGCGCCUGGAACAGCAGCGCAUCGGCUCCACCACCCAGUUGCUCACCCAGGCCGACUUCCCGCUGCAGGCCUAUGAGCCCAAGGUGCAGGUGCCCUUCCUGGUGCUGCCGGGCCAGUGCCCCCGCAAGAUUGAGAUUGAGAGGAGGAAGCGGCUAUACCUGAGCCUGGACAUUGAGCAGUUGCUGGCCAGUGAGGGCAUUGACUCCAACAAGCUCAUGCCCAGGCACCCAGACCCCUACCACCCUCAGACCAUUGAGCAGGGCAAUGACCCACUCUUCCCCAUUUAUCUCCCGCUGAAGGUGUUUGACAAUGAGGAGUUUGACUGCCGGACUCCCAGUGAAUGGAUCAACUUGGGUUUGGAGCCAGGGUCUCAGUACAGGAGACCAGUCCCAGGAAAAGCCCUCCUGCCCACCAAUGACUUCCUAGGGCAUGAGGACCCCAAAAGUAAGGAGCUGAAGUACGAAUGGUGCAAUGUCGGUGUCCUGGACUAUGACAAGGAGAAGAAGCUGUAUCUGGUGCACAAGACAGACGAGAACGGCUUGGUGCGAGACGAGAUGGGGAAGCCCAUCCUGAAUGGAGGGGUCACCGCUGAAGGAAGGCCACCCCUCCUGGUCUGCCAAUACUGGGUGCCACGGAUCCAGCUUCUCUUCUGUGCGGAGGACCCACGUGUGUUCACACAGCGUGUGGUCCAGGCCAACGCCUUGCGCAAGAACACCGAGGCACUGCUGCUAUACAACCUCUAUAUAGACUGCAUGCCCUCCGAGGGCCAGCGGCUCCUCAGCGAGCAGAGCAUGAGCAGGAUCAAGCAGUGGGCCAUGAGCACGCCCCGGAUGCGCAAAGGGCCCUCGGUUCUGGAGCACCUCAGCAACCUGUCCAGAGAAGUGAACCUGGACUAUGAGCGCAGCAUGAACAAGAUCAACUUUGACCAAAUUGUCGCCUCUAAGCCUGACACGUUCUCCUACGUGACCCUGCCCCAGAAGGAGGAGGAGACAGUGCCUCAGUAUGGGCUGGUGAGUGUCCCCAAGUACCCUUUCCGGGAGCAGAAGGCAGACUUCACCUUUGUGUCCCUGCUCACACGGCCGGAGGUCAUCACAGCCCUCAGCAAGGUGCGGGCCGAGUGCAACAAGGUGACCACCAUGUCCCUGUUCCACUCGACCCUCUCUAAGUACAGCCGCCUGGAAGAGUUCGAGCAGAUCCAGUCACAGACUUUCUCCCAGGUGCAGAUGUUCCUCAAGGACAGCUGGAUCAGCACGCUCAAGGUGGCCAUGCGCAGCAGCCUGCGGGACAUGAGCAAGGGCUGGUACAACCUCUAUGAGACCAACUGGGAGGUGUACCUCAUGUCAAAGCUGCGCAAGCUGAUGGAGCUGAUCAAGUACAUGCUGCAGGACACGCUGCGCUUCCUGGUGCAGGACUCGCUGGCCAGCUUCUCGCAGUUCAUCUCUGAUGCCUGCUGCAGUGUGCUCGACUGCACUGAUGACAUGGUGUGGGGCGGAGAUUUCAUAAACAGCCCCUACAGGCCCCGGAAGAAUCCUCUGUUCAUUGUGGACCUGGUGCUGGACAGCUCAGGGGUGCACUACAGCACACCGCUGGAGCAGUUCGAGACAGCUUUGCUCAACCUCUUCGACAAGGGCAUCCUAGCCACCCACGCAGUGCCCCAGCUGGAGAAGCUGGUGAUGGAAGACAUCUUCAUCAGCGGUAACCCCCUGCUGGAGUCAGUGGGGCUUCACGAGCCCCUGGUGGAGGAGCUGAGGGCCACCAUCGCCAAUGCUGUGCGCAAGGCCAUGAUCCCAUUGCAGGCCUACGCCAAAGAGUACAGGAAGUACCUGGAGCUGAACAACCAUGACAUCUCCACAUUCCUCAAGGCCUACCAGGAGCAGUGCCCAUCAGCUGAGGAGGUGCGGGAGGUGGUGCUCACCCACCUACAGGAGAAAGAGAUCCUGGACAGCUCGCUGCCCAGCAGCAUUGUCAUUGGGCCCUUCUACAUCAACGUCGACAAUGUCAAGCAGAGCCUGUCCAAGAAGCGCAAAGCCCUGGCCACUUCCAUGCUGGACAUCCUGGCCAAGACUCUGCACAAGGAGGUGGACAGCAUCUGUGAGGAGUUUCGCAGUAUCAGCCGCAAGAUCUAUGAGAAGCCCAACAGCAUAGAGGAGCUGGCUGAGCUUCGUGAGUGGAUGAAAAGCAUCCCUGAAAAGCUGGUGGGGCUGGAGGAGCGGAUUGUGAAGGUCAUGGAUGACUACCAGGUCAUGGACGAAUUCCAUUACAGCCUCACCACAGAUGACUUCAAUGACAAAUGGGCUGCCAACAACUGGCCUGCUAAGAUCCUUGGACAGAUAGAAAUGGUGCGGCAGCAGCACUUGGAAGAAGAGGAGAAGUUCCACAAAAUCCAGAUUAUGGAUCAGAACAACUUCCAGGAGAAGCUGGAAGGGCUGCAGCUGGUGGUAGCUGGCUUCUCCACCCAUGUGGAAACUGCUCGAGCGCACGAGAUCGCCAAUGAAGUGCGGAGGGUCAAGAAGCAGCUGAAGGACUGCCAGCAGCUGGCCAUGCUCUACAACAACCGUGAACGCCUCUUUGGCUUGCCCAUCACAAAUUAUGACAAACUCUCCAGGAUGGUGAAAGAGUUCCAGCCCUAUCUGGACCUCUGGACCACAGCCUCCGACUGGCUGCGCUGGUCUGAGAGCUGGAUGAAUGACCCCCUGUCAGCCAUCGACGCUGAGCAGCUGGAGAAGAAUGUCAUUGAGUCCUUUAAGACCAUGCACAAGUGUGUGAAGCAGUUUAAGGACAUCCCAGCCUGCCAGGAGGUGGCCUUGGACAUCCGGGCCCGCAUCGAGGAGUUCAAGCCAUACAUCCCGCUGAUCCAGGGGCUGCGAAACCCUGGCAUGCGGAACCGGCACUGGGAGGUGCUGUCCAAUGAGAUCAACAUUAAUGUCAGGCCCAAGGCCAACCUGACCUUUGCCCGCUGCCUUGAGAUGAACCUACAGGACCACAUCGAGAGCAUCAGCAAGGUGGCUGAGGUGGCCGGCAAGGAGUACGCCAUUGAGCAGGCACUGGACAAGAUGGAGAAGGAGUGGUCAAGCAUCCUGUUCAACAUACUGCCCUACAAGGAGACAGAGACCUACAUCCUCAAGAGCCCAGAUGAGGCCUCACAGUUGCUGGACGACCACAUUGUCAUGACCCAGAGCAUGUCCUUCUCGCCCUACAAGAAGCCCUUCGAGCAGCGCAUCAGCUCCUGGGAGAACAAGUUGAAGCUGACUCAGGAAGUGCUGGAGGAGUGGCUGAACUGUCAGCGGUCCUGGCUCUACCUGGAGCCCAUCUUUAGCUCUGAGGACAUCAACCGACAGUUGCCCGUGGAGAGCAAACGCUACCAGACAAUGGAACGGAUCUGGAGGAAGAUCAUGAAGAAUGCCUAUGAAAACCGGGAGGUGAUCAAUGUGUGCUCUGACCAGAGGCUGCUGGACAGCCUGCGGGAUUGCAACAAGCUGCUAGACAUGGUACAAAAGGGCCUCAGCGAGUACUUGGAGACCAAGAGGAGGGCCUUCCCCAGAUUCUACUUCCUAUCAGACGAUGAACUACUUGAGAUCUUAUCCCAGACAAAGGACCCCACUGCUGUGCAGCCCCAUCUGCGCAAGUGCUUCGAGAACAUUGCCCGGCUGAUGUUCCAGGAGGACCUGGAAAUUACACACAUGUACUCAGCAGAGGGUGAGGAGGUGCAGUUGUCCUUCUCCAUCUACCCGUCCAACAACGUGGAGGACUGGCUGCGGGAGGUGGAACUCAGCAUGAAGACCAGCGUGCGAGACAUCAUUGAGAGGGCCAUCAGGGCGUACCCCACAAUGACCAGGACCCAGUGGGUUCUGAACUGGCCUGGCCAGGUGACCAUCGCUGGGUGCCAGACCUACUGGACUAUGGAAGUGGCAGAGGCCCUGGAGGCCAGCAACCUCAGUAACCAGCUGUUCCCCCAGCUUGCCCAGCAGCUCAGUGACCUGGUGGCCUUGGUACGGGGGAAGCUGUCCCGCAUGCAGCGGGCAGUGCUCUCAGCACUAAUUGUCAUUGAGGUCCAUGCCAAGGAUGUGGUGAGCAAGCUGAUCCAGGAGAAGGUGGUCAGUGUGAAUGACUUCGAGUGGAUCUCACAGCUGAGGUACUAUUGGACAAAUAACAACCUAUACAUUCGAGCCGUGAAUGCUGAGUUCAUCUAUGGCUACGAGUACCUAGGCAACAGCGGGAGGCUGGUGAUCACACCCCUCACCGACAGGUGCUAUCUGACACUGACCGGCGCCUUGCAUCUCAAGUUUGGGGGUGCCCCAGCUGGCCCAGCCGGCACAGGGAAAACAGAGACCACCAAAGACCUGGGCAAGGCCUUGGCCAUCCAGACUGUUGUGUUCAACUGCUCUGAUCAGCUUGACUUCAUGGCCAUGGGCAAGUUCUUCAAGGGCCUGGCCAGUUCUGGGGCUUGGGCCUGCUUCGAUGAGUUCAAUCGCAUCGAUAUUGAGGUACUGUCUGUGGUGGCACAGCAGAUCACCACCAUCCAGAAGGCGCAGCAACAGCGGGCGCUCUUCCGGCCUGUGGCCAUGAUGGUUCCAGAUUACGCCAUGAUUGCUGAGAUCUCCCUCUACUCCUUUGGUUUCAAUGAAGCCAAUGUGCUGGCCAAGAAGAUCACAACCACCUUCAAGCUGUCCUCCGAGCAGCUCAGCUCCCAGGAUCACUAUGACUUUGGGAUGAGAGCUGUGAAAACUGUGAUCUCAGCAGCUGGGAACCUCAAGCGAGAAAACCCCACCAUGGAUGAGGAGCUGAUCUGCCUCCGGGCCAUCCGUGACGUGAACGUGCCCAAGUUCCUGCAGGAGGACCUCAAGCUCUUCUCCGGAAUUGUGUCUGACCUGUUCCCCACCAUUAAGGAGGAGGACACUGACUAUGGCAUCUUGGACAAGGCCAUCCGCAAGGCCUGUGAGAAGCACAACCUCAAGGAUGUGGACGGCUUCUUGACCAAGUGCAUCCAGCUCUACGAGACCACCGUGGUGCGGCACGGCCUCAUGCUCGUUGGGCCCACAGGCUCCGGCAAGAGUAAUUGUUACAGGGUCCUGGCAGCAGCCAUGACAUCGCUGAAAGGGCAACCAUCCAUCAGUGGUGGUGUGUACGAGGCUGUCAACUACUAUGUUCUCAACCCCAAGUCCAUCACAAUGGGCCAGCUGUACGGGGAGUUUGACCUGCUCACCCAUGAGUGGACAGAUGGGAUUUUCUCCAACCUCAUCCGGACUGGGGCCACCGCAUCCGACACCAACAAGAAGUGGUACAUGUUCGACGGGCCAGUGGACGCCGUCUGGAUUGAGAACAUGAACACGGUGCUGGACGACAAUAAGAAGCUGUGCCUCAGCUCCGGGGAGAUCAUCAAGCUCACAGAGGAGAUGACCAUGAUGUUUGAGGUGCAGGACCUGGCAGUGGCCUCACCAGCCACAGUGUCCCGCUGCGGCAUGGUGUACCUGGAGCCCAGCAUCCUGGGGCUCAUGCCCUUCGUCGAGUGCUGGCUGAAGGGGCUCCCUGCCUUAUUCAAGCCCUACCAGGAGCACUUCAAGGACCUCUUUGUCAGCUUCCUGGAGGAAUCCAUCACUUUUGUCCGGUCUUCAGUGAAGGAGGUGAUCACCUCAACCAACAGCAACCUAACCAUGAGUCUUCUCAAGCUGCUGGAGUGCUUCUUCAAGCCCUUCACACCUAAAGAGGGCCUCAAGAAAAUACCCCCCGAAAAGCUGAGUCGCAUCCCAGAGCUGAUCGAGCCCUGGUUCAUCUUCUCCCUGAUCUGGAGUGUGGGUGCCACAGGGGACAGUGCCGGCCGUAUCGGCUUCAGCGAGUGGCUCAGGAUCAAGAUGAAGACGGGAAACCUGACCAUGCACUUUCCAGAGGAGGGGCUGGUGUUUGAUUACAGGCUGGAGGACGCUGGCAUCAGCAAUACCAAUGAGGAGGAGGAAGAGGAGGAGAGUAAGCAGGUUGCCUGGGUGAAGUGGAUGGACUCUUCGACCCCAUUCACCAUGAUGCCGGAGACCAACUACUGCAACAUCAUCGUGCCCACCAUGGAUACCAUGCAGAUGUCCUACUUGCUGGGCAUGCUGCUCAUCAACCACAAGCCUGUGCUGUGCAUCGGGCCAACAGGCACGGGGAAAACCCUCACCGUCUCCAACAAGCUCCUAAAGAACCUGCCGCUGGACUACAUCAGCCACUUCCUCACCUUCUCAGCCCGCACUUCGGCCAACCAAACCCAGGACCUCAUCGACAGCAAGCUGGACAAGAGGCGGAAGGGUGUGUAUGGACCACCCCUGGGCCGUAACUUCAUCUUCUUCAUCGAUGACUUGAACAUGCCAGCCUUGGAGACCUAUGGUGCCCAGCCGCCUAUUGAGCUGUUGCGCCAGUGGAUGGACCAUGGAGGCUGGUAUGACCGCAAGAUCAUCGGAGCCUUCAAGAACCUGGUGGACAUCAACUUUGUCUGUGCCAUGGGGCCCCCAGGCGGAGGCAGGAAUGCCAUCACUCCACGGCUGACCCGCCACUUCAAUUACCUGUCCUUUGUGGAAAUGGAUGAGGUCAGCAAGAAGUGCAUCUUCUCCACCAUCCUGGGAAGUUGGAUGGAUGGACUCCUCGGAGAAAAAAGUUACCGGGAUCCUGUGCCCGGGGCCCCCAACAUCACCCACUUCACGGAUCCCCUCGUGGAAGCUACCAUCACGGUGUACUCCACCAUCACCUCCCAGCUGCUGCCCACCCCAGCCAAGUCCCACUACACCUUCAACCUGAGGGACCUCUCCAAGGUCUUCCAGGGCAUGCUCAUGGCCGACCCAGCCAAGGUCCAGGACAAAGUGCAGCUGCUGCGACUGUGGUACCAUGAGAACUGCCGCGUGUUCCGGGACCGUCUGGUGAAUGAGGAGGACCGCAGCUGGUUCGACAAGCUCCUAGAAGGCCGCAUGGAGGAGUGGGAGGUAGCCUUCAAUGAGGUUUGCCCCUUCCAGCCCAUUCUUUAUGGAGACUUCAUGUCACCAGGCUCUGACGUCAAGUCCUACGAGCUCAUCACCAGUGAGAAGAAGAUGAUGCAGGUGAUCGAGGAGUACAUGGAGGACUACAACCAGAUCAACACAGCCAAGCUGAAGCUGGUCCUCUUCAUGGAUGCCCUGAGCCACAUCUGCCGCAUCAGCCGUACCCUGCGCCAGGCAUUGGGCAAUGCACUCCUGCUGGGUGUAGGUGGCAGCGGCCGCAGCUCCCUCACCCGGCUCACCUCGCACAUGGCUGAGUACGAGUGCUUCCAGAUUGAGCUGUCCAAGAGCUAUGGCAUGACUGAGUGGCGCGAAGAUGUCAAGAAGAUCUUACUCAAGGCUGGCUUGCAAAACCUGCCCAUCACCUUUCUGUUCUCGGACACCCAGAUCAAGAACGAGUCCUUCCUGGAGGACAUCAACAAUGUCCUGAACUCGGGUGACAUUCCCAACCUCUACUCCACGGACGAGCAGGACCAGAUCCUCAACAUCAUGCGGCCCUACGUCCAGGAGCAGGGCCUUCCACCCACCAAGGCCAACCUCAUGGCUGCCUAUACGGGGCGCCUGCGUAGCAACAUCCACAUGGUGCUGUGUAUGAGCCCCAUCGGAGAGGUCUUCCGAGCUCGCCUGAGGCAGUUCCCGUCCCUAGUCAACUGCUGUACCAUCGACUGGUUUAACGAGUGGCCGGCGGAGGCCCUGGAGUCUGUGGCCACUAUAUUCCUGAAUGAGAUCCCAGAACUGGAAGCCACUUCUAAAGUAAUUGAAGGACUGAUCAAGGUUUGCGUGUGUAUCCACCAGUCAGUGACCAGGAAGUGUGUCGAGUACCUGGCCGAGCUGGCCCGCCACAAUUACGUGACCCCCAAGAGCUACCUGGAGCUGCUCCAUAUUUUCUCCAUCCUCAUCGGGCAGAAGAAACAGGAGCUUAAAACCGCCAAGAACCGCAUGAAGAGCGGGCUCGACAAGCUGUUACGAACUUCGGAGGAUGUGGCCAAGAUGCAAGAGGACCUGGAGGUUAUGCGCCCUCUGCUGGAGGAGGCUGCCAAGGACACUGUGCUCACCAUGGAGCAGAUCAAGGUGGACACGACCCUUGCCGAGAAUACCCGGAAAUCAGUGCAGGCAGAGGAGAUCAAGGCCAACGACAAGGCCAGGAAAGCACAAGCUAUUGCUGAUGAUGCCCAAAAGGAUCUGGAUGAGGCACUGCCUGCCCUGGAUGCAGCCCUGGCCAGCCUGCGCAACCUCAACAAAAAUGACGUGACUGAGGUGCGAGCCAUGCAACGGCCACCCCCGGGUGUGAAGCUGGUCAUAGAAGCUGUGUGCAUCCUGAAGGGCAUCAAGCCCAAGAAGGUUCCUGGAGAGAAGCCUGGCUCCAAGGUGGAUGACUACUGGGAGCCCGGCAAGGGGCUGCUGCAGGACCCUGGCCGCUUUCUCGAGGGCCUCUUCAAGUUUGACAAGGACAACAUUGGGGAGGGGGUGAUCAAAGCCAUCCAGCCAUACAUCGACAAUGAAGAGUUCCAGCCUGCUGCCAUCGCCAAGGUGUCCAAGGCCUGCACCUCCAUCUGCCAGUGGGUGCGCGCCAUGCACAAGUACCACUUCGUGGCCAAGGCAGUGGAGCCCAAGCGGCAAGCCCUGCGGGAGGCCCAGGACGACCUGGAGGUAACACAGAAGAUCCUGGAUGAGGCAAAGCAGCGCCUGCAGGAGGUGGAGGACGGCAUUGCCACCAUGCAGGCCAGGUACCGAGAGUGCAUCUCCAAGAAGGAGGAGCUGGAGCUGAAGUGUGAGCAGUGUGAGCAGCGGCUGGGCCGAGCUGACAAGCUCAUCAGUGGUCUGUCGGAUGAGAAGGUGCGUUGGCAGGAGACAGUGGAGAACCUGGAGCACAUGCUUGACAACAUCUCUGGAAACGUGCUGGUGGCUGCUGGCUUUGUGGCCUACCUGGGCCCCUUCACGGGCCAGUACCGCACAGUGCUUUAUGACCACUGGGUCCAACAGCUCAAAAUCCACAACGUCCCACACACCUCCGAGCCCACGCUAAUCGGGACACUGGGGAAUCCUGUGAAGAUCCGCUCGUGGCAGAUCGCUGGCCUCCCCAAUGACACCCUGUCAGUGGAGAAUGGGGUCAUCAACCAGUACUCCCAGCGCUGGACCCACUUCAUUGACCCUCAGGGCCAGGCCAACAAAUGGAUCAAGAACAUGGAGAAGGAAAGUGGGCUGGAUGUGUUCAAGCUGAGUGACCGCGACUUCCUGCGCAGCAUGGAGAAUGCCAUCCGCUUUGGCAAGCCCUGCCUUCUGGAGAAUGUGGGCGAGGAGCUGGACCCAGCUCUGGAGCCUGUGCUGCUCAAGCAGACAUACAAGCAGCAGGGGAACACAGUGCUGAAGCUAGGGGACACAGUGAUCCCCUACCAUGAGGAUUUCAGGAUGUACAUCACCACCAAGCUGCCCAACCCACACUACACGCCUGAGAUCGCCACCAAACUCACCCUCAUCAACUUCACCCUGUCACCCAGUGGCCUAGAGGACCAGCUGCUAGGCCAGGUAGUGGCUGAGGAGCGGCCCGACCUGGAGGAAGCCAAGAACCAGCUGAUUGUCAGUAAUGCCAAGAUGCGUCAGGAGCUGAAGGACAUUGAAGACCAGAUCCUGUACCGGCUCAGCUCCUCUGAGGGCAACCCUGUGGAUGAUGUGGAGCUCAUCAAGGUGCUGGAGGCUUCCAAACUGAAGGCUGGGGAGAUCCAGGCCAAGGUCAGGAUUGCAGAGCAGACAGAGAAGGACAUCGACCUCACACGCAUGGAGUACAUACCCGUAGCCGUCCGCACCCAGAUCCUGUUCUUCUGUGUGUCUGACCUGGCCAAUGUGGACCCCAUGUACCAGUAUUCCCUCGAGUGGUUUCUCAACAUCUUCCUCUCAGGCAUCGCCAACUCAGAGAGGGCAGACAACCUGAAGAAGCGCAUCGCCAACAUCAACCGCUACCUGACCUACAACCUCUACAGCAACGUUUGCCGCAGCCUCUUUGAGAAGCACAAGCUGAUGUUCGCCUUCCUGCUGUGUGCCCGCAUCAUGAUGAAUGAAAACAAGAUCAACCAAAGCGAAUGGCGCUACCUCCUAUCUGGGGGCUCCAUCCAGGUCAUGACUGAGAACCCUGCAGCAGACUGGCUGUCAGAACGGGCCUGGCGAGACAUCCUGGCACUGUCAAACCUGCCAGCCUUCUCCUCCUUCGCCACUGACUUUGUGAAGCACCUCUCAGAAUUCAAGGCUAUCUUCGACAGCCCCGAGCCCCACCGGGAGCCAUUGCCUGGCAUCUGGGACCAGUACCUGGACCAUUUUCAGAAGCUGCUGGUCCUGCGCUGCCUGCGUGGAGACAAGGUCACCAACGCCAUGCAGGACUUUGUGGCCGCCAACCUGGAGCCACGCUUCAUUGAGCCCCAGACAGCCAACCUGUCAGUGGUGUUCAAGGACUCCAACUCCUCCACGCCCCUCAUCUUUGUGCUAUCUCCUGGUACUGACCCAGCUGCUGACCUCUAUAAGUUUGCUGAAGAGAUGAAGUUCUCCAAGAAGCUCUCUGCCAUCUCCCUGGGCCAGGGCCAGGGUCCUCGGGCGGAAGCCAUGAUGCGCAGCUCCAUAGAGAGGGGCAAGUGGGUCUUCUUCCAGAACUGCCACCUGGCCCCAAGCUGGAUGCCUGCCCUUGAACGCCUCAUUGAGCACAUCAAUCCCGACAAGGUGCACCGUGACUUCCGCCUGUGGCUCACCAGCCUGCCCAGCAACAAGUUCCCAGUGUCCAUCCUGCAGAAUGGCUCUAAGAUGACCAUUGAACCACCGCGUGGCGUCAAGGCCAACCUGCUCAAGUCCUACAACAGCCUCAGUGAUGACUUCCUUAACUCCUGUCACAAGGUGAUGGAGUUCAAGUGCCUGCUGCUGUCUCUGUGCCUGUUCCACGGGAAUGCGCUGGAGCGCCGGAAGUUUGGGCCCCUGGGCUUCAACAUCCCCUAUGAGUUCACGGACGGGGACCUGCGCAUCUGCAUCAGCCAGCUCAAGAUGUUCCUGGAUGAGUAUGAUGACAUCCCCUACAAGGUCCUCAAGUACACGGCCGGGGAGAUCAACUAUGGGGGCCGCGUCACUGACGACUGGGACCGCCGCUGUGUCAUGAACAUUCUAGAGGACUUCUACAGCCCCGAAGUGCUCUUCCCUGAGCACAGCUACAGUGCUUCAGGCAUCUACCACCAGAUCCAACCCACCUACGACCUCAACGGCUACCUCUCCUACAUCAAGGGCCUCCCACUCAACGACAUGCCUGAGAUCUUUGGCCUGCACGACAACGCCAACAUCACCUUUGCCCAGAAUGAGACUUUCGCCCUGCUCAGCGCGAUCGUGCAGCUGCAACCCAAAUCCUCCUCUGUGGGCGGCCAGGGCAGGGAGGAGAUAGUGGAAGACAUGGCCCUAAACAUUCUACUCCAGGUGCCUGAGCCCAUCAACUUGAAGUGGGUGACGACCAAGUACCCCGUGCUGUAUGAGGAGUCAAUGAACACGGUGCUAAUACAGGAGGUCAUUCGGUACAACCGACUGCUGCAGGUGAUCACGCAGACACUGCGAGAUCUGCUCAAGGCACUCAAGGGGCUGGUGGUGAUGUCCUCACAGCUGGAACUGAUGGCUGCCAGCCUGUACAACAACAUCGUGCCCGAACUUUGGAAUGUCAAGGCCUACCCAUCUCUCAAGCCACUGUCCUCAUGGGUCAUGGAUCUGCUGCAGCGCCUAAACUUCCUGCAGACCUGGAUCCAAGAGGGCAUCCCGGCUGUUUUCUGGAUCAGUGGAUUCUUCUUCCCCCAGGCUUUUCUGACAGGCACCCUACAGAACUUUGCCCGCAAGUCUGUCAUCUCUAUCGACACCAUCUCCUUUGAUUUCAAGGUGAUGCACCAGUCAGUGUCAGAGCUCAAGGAAAGGCCCCAAGAGGGGUGCUACAUCCAUGGACUGUUCCUGGAAGGUGCCCGCUGGGACCCCAUGGCCUUCCAGUUGGCUGAGUCUCGACCCAAGGAGCUAUACACAGAGAUGGCUGUUAUCUGUCUCCUGCCGGUGCCCAACCGCAAGAUUCCGGACCAGGCCUUCUAUUUGUGCCCCAUCUACAAGACGCUGACCCGUGCUGGAACACUAUCAACCACAGGCCACUCCACCAACUAUGUCAUUGCUGUGGAAAUACCCUCCAACCAGCCCCAGCGACACUGGAUAAAGCGUGGUGUGGCCCUCAUCUGUGCCCUGGACUACUAGGCUUGGAUAGAAGAGUUGGAGCCAUUAAAGUUGAGUUUUCUAAGCAGUCCAGCUGAGCCUUACCUGCUUUCAUCUGGCCCGUCCUGUAGGACUCACUGCCAG